GCGCUUUCUUUCUGCAAAUUUAGUUCCGUGUUCAUAUUUCAAUAAAUUGUUUCCCAAAAAAGGUGGUCAGGAAACGUAACGCCAUUGAUUGAAUUCAUGCAAGCCCUCUCUCUUUUGUUAUUUUUUUUUUAUUAUUUUCCUGUCCAUCAUUUUUAAAGCUGUCAGAAAUGCAGCUUUUAACUUGACAACGUGGUUUUGUUCUAAUUUUACUCAGCAUUGUUUCGUUUGUGUUCACGUAGCGACUGAUCAAAUACGUACUUUGCCAUAAUUUUAAGUGACGAAAAUUUUUUAAAUUGGCGUUUUUCCGUGGCCAUCUGACCUUAAAGAACUUAUUUCUCACCAUUCUGUGACAGUUGCUUUUAAAUAGCGAGGUAGUUUUCCCGUGGCUUUAUUCCACUGCUGCUCGUGCUAUUCAUGCCUAGACCAGCUUCGGUACAAAGGCGAAAAGAUAUUUAUCAUUCGAAACUAAAAGGAAUUAUCGCAGACAAACGAAUUCACAUCAUACGCUUAUCGACAAAGAGACGGAUAUCGACUUGACGCUUUCGUUCAUUAUUUGUCAGAGUGAAUCUCUACAUUACGUAACAUGUCUACUGAAGCCGACAUGUUACGUCUAUCUGCUCGUCCGCGCAACACACGGUCGCAUUCCCUCAAACCACAAAGCCAGCCCAUGAUGCAGUUCAAGCAACGAUCCAAACGUACAAUGAGCUUGCCAUCGAAACCUGUGCUACUACCGCUGAUUAACAUACAGCGUUGUCAAGACAACUGGAAGGACGAAAGUGAUGAAGAUGAAAGUGUGAGAAUUGGAGAGGAAAUGGCGUGGUAUACACCAAUUGUUGGACUCUCAUGCAGCCUCGUAAUAUAUUUCUGGGCAUGCGCGCUCGCCUACUAUUCGAAGCCUUGAAAAGUCAAAGAAGACGGUUGGUUGCACAGUUGUUUUGAAUUCUUUCAUUUUU
Messenger RNA from Pocillopora damicornis (cauliflower coral), 953 nucleotides. RefSeq lists its product as uncharacterized. The record is from RefSeq and is a predicted model, not a curated record. NCBI's taxonomy places the organism in Eukaryota, Metazoa, Cnidaria, Anthozoa, Scleractinia, Pocilloporidae.